AUGGACAGUGCCAGAGGAGGGAGAGGAGGCAGAAGAGGAAGAGGGAGGAGGGGAAAUCGUGGUGGAGAGGACAGAGAUGUCUGCCUGUCUAAAUCCAUGUCUUAUGUGCUUCGCCAUGGAGCCAACCAGAUGGGUCUCAACUCCACAGAUGGCUUCCUGUUCGUGGAAGAACUCCUGACUCACCCGCAGUUCCGCUUGUACUCAGUGGAAGACAUUGAAAGAGUCGUGGCCACAAAUGACAAACAGCGUUUUAAGCUCCGUUCCCACCCAGAGGAUGGUCGGCUGCAGAUCCGAGCCAAUCAGGGUCAUUCAGUACAGGUUAUGAAUCUGGACCUAAAACCGGUCCUGGCUGGGUCUCCGGACUGCCCUGCCGAGGCUGUUCAUGGCUCCUACCUCCGCAACUGGAGCGCCAUCCAGCAGCAGGGCCUGAGCCGCAUGAAGAGGACACACAUCCACCUGGCAUCAGGCCUGCCAGGGGAGGAUGGCGUUAUCAGCGGCAUGAGGAAAGACUGUGACCUAGCUGUGUUUAUUGAUGUCCCCAGAGCCCUUGCUGAUGGCAUUAAGUUCUUCUGGUCAGAUAAUGGUGUGCUGCUGACUGCGGGUGACGCUGAGGGUAAACUUCUCCCUAAAUACUUCAGCCGAGCCCUACGACUGAGGCCUACAAGGAGCAUCUUGCCACUGCAGUAGCUGCACAGGAUAUGGUUCUGUCAGUGCUCAUAGCUGGACUCAUCUGACCAUGAGAGCAUCCCACGGUUGGUUGAUGCUUGUCCUUGUCACUUGGUACCGCUUGUUGUUUAGCAGCAUCCUCGUGCAGCUAUUUUGAUGAGCAGUAGGUGAAUCCGUUCAAAACUUGUAAACCCUGAAUUUGAAUUGCAUCUUUGAAAUGAACAUAAUGGGUAAGAGAAGCAUCCAUUUCUAUGAAGUGACAAUUCAACCAGAUUAUGCUGACAAAUGCUACGCUUUAUUUGUACAGGUCUUGUAUUCCUUAUCACAUUGUCUGUGUAACUCAACUAUGAUGCACAAAGAUAUUUUACCAGCAAGGCCUUUAAAUAAAGAACUAUUUGAAGGCAUCCAGAA
Stegastes partitus (bicolor damselfish) is the source of this 1077-nucleotide messenger RNA. It is a transcript of the gene trpt1, whose product is annotated as tRNA phosphotransferase 1. Gene Ontology annotation, biological process: tRNA splicing, via endonucleolytic cleavage and ligation. The coding region runs from base 1 to 687 and encodes 228 amino acids. The transcript has 7 exons. NCBI's taxonomy places the organism in Eukaryota, Metazoa, Chordata, Actinopteri, Pomacentridae. The record is from RefSeq and is a predicted model, not a curated record. Gene Ontology annotation, molecular function: tRNA 2'-phosphotransferase activity.